GGUCACAGGGUCGGGCCCGGAGGCAGUUUUAGCGGCCCGGGGGCGGGAGGCUCCCCAGGCGGGGCCUUCGUACCCGGCACCAGGGCCCUCGGCCUCAGCGCUGGCGCCAAGACCGGAGCCUCGGCGUCUGGCGUCGAUUACGACGAUCAGGCUGGGGCCGGUCUCGAUGUGCCGAACCGCAGACAUCCCGGCAGGAGCUCGCUCUCGCCGGCUAGCAGCGCCCACCAGGACGUCUCGUCGUACUCGUCCAAGCGAGAGAGGCCGGGUAGCCCCUCGCCGUCCGUGGCAGACGAGCCCCAGACCGAGCAAGAGCUUGCGGUGAGUUUAUCAAUUGCUUUUUUUUCUAUCGGAUGGUUAAGCCUUUUUUCAAACUGGAGCUUCGUUUGA
This is a messenger RNA of Trichogramma pretiosum, 387 nucleotides long. RefSeq lists its product as uncharacterized. The record is from RefSeq and is a predicted model, not a curated record. The annotation marks the transcript as partial. The transcript has a single exon. Lineage: Eukaryota; Metazoa; Arthropoda; Insecta; Hymenoptera; Trichogrammatidae.